CCUAAAUAUCAUCUACACUCAUUCACAAUCUUCUUUUUUAGUUCAUUAUUUAUUUUUCUUGCUUAAUUUAUCAAUGGCUGCCAGUGGAACACUUCAUGUAGAAGUUGACAUCAAAUCUUCUCCAGAUAAAUUCUGGAAUAGUAUUAGAGACUCCACAACUCUCUUCCCUAAAUUCUUUCCUGAUCAAUACGCCACGAUUCUGGUACUCGAAGGCGACGGAAAGGCCGCUGGCUCAGUCCGUCUCUUCACUUACGCUGAAGGCUCUCCCCUCGUUAAGAUAUCGAAAGAGCGGAUCGAUGUAGUUGAUGAAGUCGAGAAGAAGGUUUCUUACAGUGUGGUCGAGGGCGAUCUCCUGAAAUACUACAAGGUUUUUAAGGGUCACAUAGCUGUUCUUCCAAAGGAAAAUGGGAGUUUAGUAAAAUGGAGCUGCGAGUAUGAAAAAGUAAGCGAUGAUGUUGAAGUCCCACAUAUUAUUAAGGAUUUUGUUGUCAAGAAUUUCACCGAAGUCGAUGAACUUAUUCAAGAUCAGAAAAUUUAAGAAAAAAAGAAAUUUUUAUCUAAAUCCGGUUUAUGAUAGCAUGCGAGUGAACUUCAUAAUUUAAAUUCAAGAAUAAUAGACUUUAUGAGAUGGUUUCAUGAAAAAUCGGUUUAGAUAAGAAAUUUCUAUAUCACUAUAAGAAUAAUGGUGUGUACCUGCAGUUUGCUAAUUAUUAAGUUACUUCAUUAUCUUUCAGUUUUAUUUAUGUUUUGUUGUUUGUGUAUUGGGUGUUCUUGUAAUGUGAAUCUUUUUCCACAAUAAAAGUGUAACAGCUAGUUACUCAUCUCUCAGUUGAGUAUGAUUAAUUACGGAGUAAAUUAUUA
This is a messenger RNA of Mercurialis annua (annual mercury), 861 nucleotides long. RefSeq names its product MLP-like protein 423. Bases 74 to 538 code for a protein of 154 amino acids. Gene Ontology annotation, molecular function: protein phosphatase inhibitor activity; signaling receptor activity; abscisic acid binding. NCBI's taxonomy places the organism in Eukaryota, Viridiplantae, Streptophyta, Magnoliopsida, Malpighiales, Euphorbiaceae. Gene Ontology annotation, biological process: abscisic acid-activated signaling pathway; defense response. The transcript is spliced from 2 exons. The record is from RefSeq and is a predicted model, not a curated record.